ACAAGAUCUCGGCGCUGUAGCUGCAUAGUAUUAUGAAUUUAUAUCGUUACAGAAACAUGGCUGUACCGGUAUAUGAGGAUGUGGUGGAUAACUUUAGCUACGGUAUAUCAUUCAGCCUUGGAUGGAUAUCAAAUCUGUAAAUACACCAUGCCUUAAACUCUAUCGAACUCUAAAACCUUUCAAGAAAAUGGAAAAUUAAAAUAAGUGGGGCAUUAUCAUUGUUUUAAUCAAGUAUCAACAAAACUCUUCUAUUUAUCAUCACUAUGGACACAGAGGCCGCCAAAUCCUAGGCAAGUGAUUUAACUGUCACAGUCAUGGAUGCGUCAGUGAUGCGAUACGCAGACGGUCGAUAUGGAGCUGUCCGAAACAUCUACGAGGAAACCAACAUUCGCCCAUUCUAUAUGUCGCCUAUGCACUAUCAAUCUUACUUGACAGGACGAGGACUGGACGAGGCGAACAUGCAUGGCAUGGUCCCCCCACACAUUGUCAACAUGCCUCAUAAAUGUAACAGUUGUGGUGCUGCGUUCGAGAGAGCAGAACAGCUGAAAGACCACAACUGCUUGCAGGCUGGUGUAAAACACACAAACUACAGUAUGUAUGGGAAUAAAAGUAUGGUAGCACCGGUCGUACAUCCGUCUCAUAAAGAGCACAGUAACGAAGCUGUCCUAGACACUUUAAAGGACCCAAGAGCUAUUGGUGAUAUGGGAAAAUCAUGUAACAACACAGUUCCCCAAGAAAGGUGUCCAAGCGCUACUGAGUCCAUUCGUGAGCAACAGCACAAUGCUGGUCCAGGGAGAAGUGACUUCUGUUCUGAACAUUUAAAGGAGAGUGUUCCCAUGCCAACAGAGCAGAAACCGACGGCAUGUAGUGCUGACAUAUGUGGUCACAACUAUGGAACUGUUGAGUACCUUAGGGAACAGCUCCGCAUGCAGACAACAGUGAAACCUUUCAUGUGUAUCUUUUGUGGGCUGUGCUUCAACGGAACACAUGUGAAUGACCAUAAUUGCCGCCAGCGAACAGAAAAAUCACAAAGUAACGACCUGAUGUAUGGAAGCACUGUUGAACAGUUGAGAGAACGUAUAAGUAUGCAGGUUAUGAUGAAACCAUUUCUGUGCAUUCUUUGUGGAGAUUAUUUUGAGAGAACGGACAACAUCAAUGCUCAUAAUUGUGUGCCACAUGCCACUGCUGCCAUUGCUGCUGCUGUUGCUGCCACGGAUACAACCACAAAGAAACCAGACACUGCCGCAAAAGUACAGAGCGUAACCCCAAAAGAGAAACCAUAUAAGUGUGAGGAAUGCAACAAGGAUUUUAGUCGCAAAGAUCACUUGAAGAAACACAUGGGAAUUCAUGCAAAGGACAGACCCUUCAAAUGUGACAGAUGUGAGAAAGAUUUCACCAGGGCUGAUCAUCUUAAAGAACACAUGUUUGUUCACACUGGAGAAAAACCGUACAUGUGUGUUCUCUGUGGAAAAGGUUUCAAGAGAUCUGACCAUCUAAAGCUCCACAAUUGUUCUCAAAUUACAGAGAAGCCGUUCAAAUGUGACCUGUGCCAGAAGAGUUUUGCCCGAGUGGAUCAUUUGAAGAAACAUGGCUGUAUACAUGGUCCAGAACGAGAGCGGCCAUUUAUUUGCGAUAUUUGUGGGAAGGGUUUCAUUAGGAUUGAUCACUUGAAGAAACACAAGCACACACAUUCAACUGAGAAGCCAUUUAAGUGUUUUGUGUGUGGUAAAGGUUUCAACAGGUCAGAUCACCUCAAGAAACAUACAGAUACACAUUCUUCGGAGAGGCCUUACAAAUGUGAGAUUUGUGGGAAAGGAUUCAAUAGAACAGACCAUCUGAAAAAACAUAAAUACAUUCAUUCACCAGAUAAACCUUUCAAAUGUGAAAUUUGUGGGAAGGGAUUCAACAGAUCAGACCAUCUGAAAAAGCAUAAUUGUACACACACAAUUAAAUCACCCAAGGACUCCGUAUAUCCCUCUAUGGUGCCGCCCAUGCCUCGUAAUCCGACCAUUGUUGAAUCAUUAGCACAAAAUCCAAAUACAUCAGAAUCCUUAUCACGAAAUCUUACCUUGGAUUCUGUGUCCAGAAACACAACAAUCGGGGAACCUAUGGCUCGUAAUGCUGCUAUGGCUGUUCCUGUAGCGUCAAAGGACACGUCACAAGACACAAAUGAUGACACUUCUAGCCAAAAAGAAUAUGGGUCUGACAAGUCAACUAGUGACAAAAGUCAAACUGCAGUACAGAAUUCUGAACGACACUUUUCUCCAGAUCCUUUUAAAUUUGAACAUUCAGAACAUAGACUCGUUCAAAAUCUUGUUGAUGAGAAUCUUCGGAAACUGUUUGCUGACAAAUCAAUCAUGGAACAGUCUUCAAGGAAUGAUACACCAAGUGGUCCCACGUUUCCGCAAUCAGGUCAAAUGAACUUACAGCCUGGGCGAAGUAUUUCAAGGUCAGGACAAACAGUGUUGCCACCAGGGCAGACAUUUACGCAGUCUGGGCAGAAUAGUACACAAUCUGCUCAAACAUAUACUCAGUCCAGCCAAAACUUUUCGCCGUCUGGACAAGCCAUGUCAGAUUCUGGGCAGACCAUAAGUCAUGCUGUCCAAACAUUUACACAUUCUGGUCAAACGUUUACUUCUGUCAGUAUGACACAGUCAGAACAAAGUUUGACACAGUCAGGACAAAGUUUGACACAGUCGGGACAAAGUAUGACACAGUCAGGACAAAGUUUGACACAGUCGGGACAAAGUAUGACACAGUCGGGACAAAGUAUGACACAGUCGGGACAAAGUUUGACACAGUCGGGACAAAGUAUGACACAGUCAGGACAAAUUAUUACGCAGUCGGGCCAAAGUAUGGCACAGUCAGGACAGCAUAAUGUAACACAGUCAGGGCAGAAUAUGUCUGGACAAACCAUAACACACUCUGGACUCAGUUUUACGCAAUCUGGUCAGAAUUUGUCUCCUGCGGGAAACCUUUUUUCACAGUCUGGACAUACGGGUAUACAGAAUGGUUUCUAUAACAACACUUCAAGUUUACAUGCUGUGAAACCGUAUGAAUUUGAUCACCGUAAUGUGAAUAAUUAAUCAGCUAUUAUGUCAUGUGAAAUACACAUUUGCUGAUAAGACAUAUACUUGUCAACUGACAGCAGUCUGUUGCCUGUUUAAACUGUUCAACACUAUACUGACAAGCUUUUAGAUGACUCAGAAUGUAUAUUCUGAUCACCUGACAUUGAUGACAAGUGACUUGGUCGAGAUAUAGAUGUCUAGAUACAAGUCAAUUUUUUAUGCCAUGAUGUGGUGUCUGUAGUCUAUCUGUCCGGUGUCUAUGGUCUGUCUGUCUGUCUGUCUGCUACAGGUUUUGCUCUGUAAGAAUCUAGAAAUUUUGAGCUUGAUUCUUAUGAUACUCCAGGCAGAGCUAAGGUUAAGGUUAGAUCUUGCACUCUUUCCCUAUCCCAAGCUCUGUGAUGGUAUUAAAAUCUAGAGGUUUAACCAAUAAUAGAAAGCUGUCCGCCUACAUUGGAUAGUGUAAAGCUCAAAGCUGGACAAACUUAGAUAUGGGCAAUACAUUGGUGAUUUUGUUUUUGUUGUUCGUUCAGUCUUGCUUGAUUUCGAGAUGACAAAGAAAAUUUCAAUUGAUUUGAUGUUUUUUGACAUAAUUUGAAUCGGGAAUUCAUCAACUGAUUUUUGUACAAUGUUUUCACAAUUUUUGGACUAUUCCAUUUGUGCUAAGAAGUAUUUUUAGCUCAGUUUACCUUAUAUUAAAUGAUAAAUACAUCCACCAAAUUUGGUUUAUUGUAGACCUAUUACAAAGUGCACAAGUCAUGAUUAAACUGAUUCAAAAUUUUCAUAAACAUCCUUAACGUAUGUUCCGUUUGUUUAGAUUAAGCAUCUUUCAAUCCGUUCAUUCAGAUUUAUUUUUCAGAAGAUUACAUGUUCUGGUACUAGUCAAGAGAAUCACAACAAGGAUGAAAGACGCGCAAUUAUUCGAAACCUUGUUCUUUCUGAUUCAUUUGAUUUAUAAUGUUACACAUUUAGAAUAAUUCUUCUAAAACUUUCGAAAUCUUAUUAAAUAUGUACUUGUCUUCAAUUGAUAUAACUGUGUAUAUCACUUGAGGAAAUGGAAUAAGAUUCUUUGUGAAAGUCUGAGUGCAAAAAAGGCAUCUAUGUUGUCAGAAUUAUAGCACUUAUGAAAAAUCCUCUGAGACUGACCAUGUUUCAAUAUUUCCAACUCCUAAAUGAUGAAGAGACCAGGUGAGCGAUACUAUUGAACCUCUGGCUGAGCUAUUUGUUAUGCGGAUGGUUUGAUGGCGACUCUUGAUGUGUUAUAUUUGCAAAACAUUUUGUGCCAAUCUUUGUAAGGCUGAUUUCACUGUUAUAUUUGAAAUGUUGCCCACUUCUGAUGAAGAAUAUUGCAAACUUUGAUAAAAUUUAAUGAUCUACUCACAAGUUGUUCACAAAAUUUAUGCCAUUGCUUAUAGAAUUUUCACAUAUGCUUUUAUGUUGUUAGAUUUUUUUAUACUUGUUUGUUGAACUCUCGAUCAUGCAGUGCAAUCCUAUCGCUAUAUUUUAUCUCACUGUGCUUUUUUGUAAAGGCAUGUUGACUCUAGUGAUGGUAAGAGAUGUUGUAAAUGUUAGAUAACAGGCAUUUGACCUAGUGUCAUUGAUGCCUGUGUGCUUAUGAUAUCAUCUCUAGCAAAUUCUGAUCUGUUUUAAACUCUUAUGCCUCAAUAUAUACAAGCCAUAUUAUAAAUUUUACAUCAUAGUGAUCUGACCGUACAUCUAUUUGUCACGUUAAGGAUAUAUCAGGACAUCUGUGACACAUGUUUAAGGAUAUAUGAGUACAUCUGUGACACAUGUUUAAGGAUAUAUGAGUACAUCUGUGACACAUGUUUAAGGAUAUAUGAGUACAUCUGUGACACAUGUUUAAGGAUAUAUGAGUAUAUCUGUGACACAUGUUUAAGGAUUUAUGAAAGUAAUGGAAGCACAUUACUCAGUAUAAGAUUGAUUCCAGCGUAAUAUAUCCUACUUAUUUUAUUUUUGUAUACUUUGUUAGAAGUUGGAGCGCUGAUGAUGUUUUCUCUUUUGUUUUGUGGACUUCAUUUUUGACGGUGAAGUUGAUAUCGUGAUUUGGUUUUUCGUGCCAGCAAUUUGUUCUGUUGCUUUGAUUUUUCUCUUAUGAUACCUCUUGAUGUAUCGAGUGGAAUGCAACAAAAUUUUGCAUAAAUAUUUUGAUGAAAAUUAAAAAAAAUUAUAAGCACAGCAACCCCUUCUUCCUUGAGCAUGAAAAAAGCCCCAAAUAUAUUUUUCAAAGUUUAACAAAGUUAAAUUUAAGAUACAAAUGCCAUAAAGUUUAAUGUAAUGAUAAUGUGUAUAUAUGUUUGGUGGUGUAGAACUUUGAUUCCAAAACAUUCAUUAACAGGUGUGUGAUUAUUGGGAUUAUUUGUGAAAUGUUGACAUAUAUGCAGUAUAUCAUGUAGUCUUAUGUGUCUGCAGUAUACAGCAAAAUUUUUUUUUAUUUGUGCAAACAAUAGAGUCACAAUGCACAUAUUUCUUGUCCACAUGACUUUUUUGUGCGAUAUAUUCAUACUUGUUACCAAAUAUUCAAACUGAUGUUUCUUUAGAUAACAUUUUGCCAUCUGAAGGUUGUGUAUGCAUUGCUUUUGUUUUUACCCAUUUUUACAAAGCAUUAGGCAUCUUAGUUCACCACAGAUAUUAAAUUAUGUGUGACAGAAUGUGUUACCUCCCUUUGUACUGCUAAAGGAGGCUGUGGAGUCUGUUGAAUUACUACCAGUAGGCUCAUAUAUCAGAAAAUUUGCCCGAACAUGAUCUUUUUUAUAAACAUUAGUUAAAUAUGAUCUCUGAUCCGUCAUUGUUGAUGCUGUGUUAUUUUUGUAUAUGACUGAGUGCUGAAGUUUUAACUGAAAUUAUUUCUUAAGAUAAGUUCCAAAUGUAUUUUGGGCUGUAAUGUAUUUAGUGUGUACAGCGGCAAAUCUACAGGAAAAAAAGUCCUUUUACGAAAAAAAAAGCCUGAAAAAGCCUGACUCUCGUGUAUGUACAUACACAGCAUCUAAUCUAUUGGGAAAUACUUUGAAAUCAGUACCUAUAUAAAACACUCAAUCCAUAUGUUUUACUAGGAAAGACUGAUCACCAAGCUUGUCAUUGUUUUGUAAGAUGGAGAUCCUGCAGAUAUUUGUUGAUAAACAUCUAUAUUAGAUGAUCUUUGACCUCUGACCCCUCUGAGCGUCUACAUGAUCUUUGACCUCUGACCCCUCUGAGUGUCUAGAUGAUCUUUGACCUCUGACCCCUCUGAGGGUCAGGCUGUUUUUGAACCGAGCUCUGAUCCUCUCUUUGUUUGUUAUUGUAUUGACUUUUCUUCGAGUUUUUUUUUUUUUUUUUAGAUAUUUUCCUCCCUCAGUUUAAUGAAAUUGUAUUUUGCUGUCAACAUGUCUUCCGAUAAUAUGAUCCUAUUGUUUAUGAAAUUGUUAUCCGUUAGAUUUUGUUUAUCAAGAUAUGCAUACAAAAUGGAAACGUUUGUCAAACGGAAGAGAAUGAAUUGUUGGCGACUGAUAUUUUACAAUUGAAUACAGUGCAUACAUAUCCAAUAACCACUGUCAAUGGUUAUUGUGCAGUGCAAUUAGCGCAUGCGAUUUAUGUGUAUAUGUUUUUUAUUUUUUUUAUUUUCUAAGAUGUGCCAGAAUAGAGGUUGCCAUACUUUCAGACAUAGAUAUAGUAUGUUUGCUCAUGUAAUAAAUGGGUUUUAUUUUUGUUAUCACUUGUGUAUGCCAUUAUUUAAUUGUGCCAUAAUAAUGAUAAUAUUUCAUACUCAAUUGAUUUUUUCAUUUGAAACUUUUGUUUUAGGGAAUAUGUAAUACAAAUAAUAGCAGAUAAAUAUGCAUAAACAUCUGCAUAGUCAUUUGCAUGGAGAUGUCUGCGUUGGAGUUUAUUUCCAUUUUAUGAUAAUUCAUUCUUAAAUUAAUUAGAUUCAAGUUUUUUUUAUUUCUUUUUCAUUUGAUUUUAGCAUAAAGAUUAUAAAGACAAUGUGAGAUAUAAUCACAAUUAUGAUGUUGAGAAAUGAAAGUUAAGCACAUUGUAUUAGUUUGACUAAGGUCAGUUGUUGGUACCAUUGAGUGUUAUUGUUUUACAACAUCAGUGUUCGUUGUGAUGCCCGUGUCAUUGUAUAUAGCAUGUGGGCGCAAUAUAGCAUUCGCACGUUAUUGCAUGUUGAAUCUCUAGUCAGUUUUACAUUUUGUAGUUUGAACCCUGUCCCAUGUAAUCGUCACCAGUGGUGCAAUGAUCGUCGUCAAAUUUCCAUCCUGUAGUCGUAAGGUAACAGUAUAAAUAUAUUGUCACCUGUUUUAAUUACUUGUACUUUUGAUGUAUUCUCUGUCAUUGUGUGAUUGAUAGACAUGGAAUCCAGACAUAUGAUAACCAUAGGUACACAAUUACCCUGGAUACAAGACCUAUGGUUACCAAACAUACGCUACCAUGACAACCAAACACAGGAUUAUAAUACAAAUACUCAUUACCCUGAAUUCUAAACUCAUGAUUCCCAAACAUACAUUACCAUGGUGACCAGAUCCAUGAUUCCCAAACAUACAUUACCAUGGUGACCAGAUUCAUGAUUCCCAAACAUACAUUACCAUGGUGACCAGAUUCAUGAUUCCCAAACAUACAUUACCAUGGUGACCAGAUUCAUGAUUCCCAAACAUACAUUACCAUGGUGACCAGACUCAUGAUUCCCGAACAUACAUUUCCAUGGUGACCAGAUUCAUGAUUCCCAAGCAUGCACUACCAUGGCGACCAGACCUGUAAAGAGCCAGUUCGGACCUGUAAUACACAAAACAUUUUAACGCAGCCACGAUUAACAAAUCUUGAUACACACUCAUACUUUAUUUGAAUUUAAUCAGAGAUUUUGGGAACACAUCUUUUUUCGUAAGGUAUUCAAAACUCUUACUAGAAUUAGCACCGUUUAUGUUAUUCAGUCCCCGAAAAUGAAAUCCUUUUCAUGUGACCUAUAUUAUACUUACCAGGUGGGCGUGGCCAUUGUUAUAUAUAAGCAUCGCAUGCAUUUAUAUGUCCACUGCUUUUUCAUGGAGUUUACUUCCAUUUUACCUUAUUGAGGUACGUAUCGUGUCCGAUGACUAGCCUAUGUCUCUAUAUGAGUACGGAGAUUGAAAAAUGAAAUGAACUUCGUGCAGUGAAGGAUUGCCUUUGACCAUAUUUAGAUUAUUGAUUCAAGUUGAUUGUUUUAACUCAAUUUACUUUAACACAAUUUAUUUUCAUGAGAUAAAUUCGCACAUUUAUCAAAUUAAAUGCAUAUGAUUCGUGCCAAUAUUAAUUUACAUGUAUUUCCAACUUGAAAACGUAAAUUUAAAAAAUAUUUUCUGGUUGUAAUUAACAGUUUUUUUCUAAUCAUCAACGUUUGAUUUCUGGCAGUUCGUUUUGAGGCAAGGACGUUGUGUACCGUGUUAGACGCAUGCUUUAAUAAACUGUAUCUACAUAUAUACCAAAUGUUACAAUAAAAGUGUGUAUUUAGUUA
This is a messenger RNA of Ylistrum balloti, 8541 nucleotides long. Its product is annotated as zinc finger protein 234-like. Bases 315 to 3086 code for a protein of 923 amino acids. Lineage: Eukaryota; Metazoa; Mollusca; Bivalvia; Pectinida; Pectinidae. The record is from RefSeq and is a predicted model, not a curated record. The transcript has 2 exons.